AUGGCCACAGAUGCGCACUCAUCUGAGCAAGUCUUCCAACAGUGCUCCAGCUCGGCCCGGCACAUCCUCUGGUCUUCUCGGACUGCGGUACGUGACCGGAGAGUUGGCUGGUGGGUGGUGUGGCUGGAAAGCGAGACAACCGAGAGGGUUGCUCGCCACGCAGCCAGACGAGAUGCUCCGCCGUCUGCCGUUCGAGACCUCGCUGGGGAGCAGGUGGACCCCAGAACAAGGAGGAAAGCGGAGAAGGCCGCCGUGGAUGCUCUCUACGACUACGUGGAGAUUCCGCGAGCUGCGGAAGCGGCGGGUGUUGCUGCGGAAGCGGCGGGCGGCGCGGGAGCGGCUGCCGCGGGAGCGGCUGCUGCGGGAGCUUCUGCCACGGGAGCGGCUGCGGAAGCAGAGCCGCUGAGGUACCCCGUCCUCAACGUCUUCAAUGCCUGGGAAGCUUUGGCGCGGGAGUCGCCAGAUUUCCAGCGUCUACUCCAGGCGAAGGCGGCAGGCGGAAGCCUCAGGCUCCGGUUUUCUGUUUACGGUGACGAGGUGACGCCCGGCAACCCGUUGGCGCCGGACAACCGGCAAAGGGCGUAUUGCUUUUACAUCAGCGCACUCGAGUUCGAGGAGUUCCUCCUGUCCGAGAUGUGCUGGUUCGUGCUCACCGUUGUGCCCACUGUCACCAUGAAAACCGUCAAGGCAGGAUUGUCUGGCUUUGUACGAUGUUUGUACCGCCACCUGCGAUAUCUGCAGCUGGGUGCCAAUAUCCAGCUCGGCGGAAGUCAGCUCUUCGUGCAUGGUGCUGUUUCGCAUUGCUUGUAUGAUGCAGCGGCUUUGCAUGGAGUGCUGGGAAGCACCGGACAGUCAGGAAACAAGCCUUGCUUCCGCUGCGGCAACGUUUACAGUCGCUUCAAGAAGUUGCCGCCAGACGCUGACCGCCAAGGCCUGCGAACUUUGAAGGCCACGGAAAAUCAGCUUCGCACUAUGACAAAUGAGCACAUCUUCGAGGUGGUGGACCAUGUCCUGGCGGCAUCCCGAACCCAGCCGACAACCAAAGUCAAGCAACUUGUCACAGACGUUGGCUGGAAUGCUCUGGAAGGAAGCUUGCUCACGGACGAUGCUACUCGGCGCGAAGUGCCACCUUUGACGCACUACUUCGAUCCCAUGCAUGUCUUCUUCGUGCAGGGACAGUUUUCCAGGCAUGUCGGCUUUCUUUUGAAGGCAUUGCAGAAGAUGGGCUGGACCCCUGACCGCAUAGCCGAAGCCUGCACAGAUGAUUCCAUCAAGCACCGAAGAAGCACUCGCAAGGUCGGCCGGGCGCAAUUUGCUCGCGAGCUGGGAGACAAAUAUUUCACUGAAGAUGGAACUUGGAAAGUCUCCGCAUCCAGCCAGCUUGGAGCUGCUCCGUUGCUUCACUUCCUCAUUCGUUUCAUAGUCUUUCCAACCGUAACUUGUCCUGACAUGAAGAAGGAAUUGCGGGCGUUUCUCCUUCUCGGCUCCGUCCUAUCUUUGUGGAUGCAGAUCAAGUUUACUCCUUACGGUGAGACUGUGCGGAAGCACGCUGAAUCGGCUGAAGCUCUGCGGAAUCAUGCGGAAGCAUUGGCAUGCCGUUUCCAGAACGCCAUCAACGCCUACAUUGCUGCUUUUCAUGAGGUCUACGGCUUGGAGAAGAUGAGGCCAAAAACACAUUACAUGCUGCACUUAGUGCAGCAGUACAGAGACCACUGUCGGAUGCUGGAUGCUUUCGUUCUCGAGCGCAAACAUCGCGCCGCAAAGACCAAAAUCGAGCAUCUGUCCGGAAAGGGACACAAUUCGGUGGUGUCCGUGCUGCACUCCCUUUGGAGUCUGCAGAUUUCCGAAAUCCGCGAAGAACAACCCUUCGGUUUCAGUUGCGACGGAAAUCGCUUGGAUUCUGGGCCCUACAAGAUUGAGCUUGGCCAAGUCGUUUGGUUUCCUUUGCACCGCAAAGCAGGUUUGGUGGAAGAAAUUUGGCUGGAAAAGCAAAUCAUCUGGAUCUCUCUCAAAGCGUUCAUGGAAGUCAAGACAGAGCCUGGGUGUUUAGUGUUUGCAGAACCACUGCAAAGAAUGCGAGCCUGCCUGCAGCAGCACCAAUUCUUGCUGCCGCCUUGCUGGAUGCUGGAAGGAAACUCUUUGACGAUGUUGUUCUGA
This is a messenger RNA of Symbiodinium sp. CCMP2592, 2157 nucleotides long. NCBI's taxonomy places the organism in Eukaryota, Dinophyceae, Suessiales, Symbiodiniaceae. The record is from the annotation of a GenBank genome assembly.